AGGCUGCAAGCUGAGUCGUGCCACAGUCAGAGGCAGACGUCGGAGCUGCGUGGUUGUGUGAGCGCCUCGGAGCGGCCAUCUGCACGCAUCAUGCUCCCGCUCAGACGCUCCAUGCAUUCUCCUCAGUGCUAAUUCCCACUUUUGAACGAGGACAAAGCGGACAGCUGGGUUGUCUUUUUCUUUUUUGCAGCAGCAGGAGCAGGACACUGGGAGCUGCGCCAGGGAAUAAUAAUAAUAAUAAUAAUAAAAGGUGGGGGUGGGGAGGGGGGAUGACCUUACGGCACGCUUGAGCGAUGUUCCACAGGAUUCUCUAUCUCGUUACAAAGGCUUUUGCCGCUCACUGAUGGACUAAUGGAGGGACUCGGCGGCUUGUCAUGCUUGAAUCCCAGCUCCGCACAACCGCUGUCCCAGACCUUCUUGGUGACCGCUGCCAGAUCCACUGUGGGGUAGCGUGGCAGAGCGAGGACCCCCCUUAGCCUCCUGUCUCGUCCAAAACCUCAACCUUCCCUUGUCUGUACCUCUGCCUGCAUGAGUGUAUUUACAUCCCUUAAGCCCCCCCAGAAGCAGUCUUCUGCCGCCUAAAUGAUCUCCUGGACCUCCUCGCUGCUCCGCCGUCGCCUCUUGAGCCCCUCUAUAUUUCUUACAGACGAACAUUUUCCAUCACUGGGGUUGAUCCCCCUUUCACUUGCCCUUGCCCCGCCCUCUUCCCAAUCUCCUGCCCUCUGACCCUCUUGUUUUCAUCGCUCCCCUCUCCUCUGUCCCCUCUUUAGGCCCCCCUCCCCAAAUUCAUUUCACCCCCAUGACCAUGUUGCCAUGUGUCUGCUGGCUCCAGCCUAUCCUCAUGGUGCUGACCUCUGUCUUCUGGACCCGGGGGGAGAACUGCCCAGCGACCUGCUUGUGCCCGGACCCCCAUACGGUGGACUGCAGUGGCCGGGGGCUGACCCACCUUCCCGAUGAGAUCCCCCUGGACGUGCGCAGGCUCCUGCUGGCUGACAACUGGAUACCCCGCAUCCCCUCCGACUUCUUGGUUCUGUAUAGUGACUUGGUCUACCUUGACCUCCGGAACAACACCCUCUCCUACAUUGAACCGGGGACUCUCAGCACCUCCUCCAGGCUGGUCUUCCUGGACCUUGGCAGCAACAACUUGACAGAAAUCCCCAAGGGGACGUUUGGGGAGUCCCGGAGCCUGAUCAAGCUACGUCUUGGCAACAAUCCCUAUCUGAGCAUGGUAAGCGAGGAUGCUUUCCUGGGCCUCACCUCGCUCCGGGAGCUAGAGCUGGAGCGCAACGCGCUGUCCACCCUCAAGGUGGGGGCGCUAAGUCAGCUGCCCUCCCUGCGGGUGGUGAGGCUGGAGGGCAACCCCUGGGUGUGCAACUGCAACUUUGCCAACCUGUUUGCAUGGCUCAUGGAGAACAGUCACAAGCUUCCCAACGGAGUGGAAGGCAUGGAGUGCUCCCUGCCCAUGGACGGCCGGCGCGUGUCCCUGACCCAGCUCUCCAAGGACAGCUUCCGCGAGUGCCAGGCCAGCCUGACUCUAACAGACCUGCUCAUCAUAAUUUUCUCUGGCAUCUCGGUGUCCGUGGUGGCCAUCAUGACCAGCUUCUUUCUGGCUUCCACCGUUCACUGCUUCCAGCGUUGGAGUAAAGGCUCCAAGGGUGACGAGGAGGAGAGCGAAGAGUGACAAGGAUGUACUUUUAAGGGCUUGUUUAAUCCGGCUAUUUCAGGCCUUGACAAGACUCCACGGACAAAGUGUGCAACACGGGGACAGAUUUAUGCUGCUUCCUCCCUGGUGAACAACAAGGACUGUUUUAUGGAAGUAUCCUAGCCUGGUACAGUCGGGGUUUUCUUUGCACACGGGCAUCUAAUUAUGGUAUGAAAAGGCACUCCUUAGGGAUUAUACAGUGUAUUAGUGGGCUCCACUCAACAUGAUCUCACACUUCCAACAUAGCUAGGGUAGCACUUUGCAUAGAAGAUGCAGGGAAAAACAGAACUUAAGCUGUGGUCACAUUUGCAGCGCCAUACCAUAUUGUCACAAUUGUUAGAGAUCACGUUAAUGUUUUGGCCAGUAAAAGAACGUAUGCCACAACUAGGGGUGUAAUGGUACGCUUUAGGAAAAGGGUGUAAAGCCAUCUCCGGGUCAGGAAUGAGAUCCUGCCCCAAGUGAAGUUCAAGUACCUUGGGGUCUUGUUCACGAGUGAGGGAAGGAUGGAGCACAAGAUCGACAGAGGGAUUGGUGCAGUGUCUACAGUGAUGAGGACUCUGCAUCGGUUCGUUGUGGUGAAGACGAGCUGAGCCGGAAGGCAAAGCUUGCAAUUUACCGGUCGAUCUACGUUCCUACCCUCAUCUAUGGUCAUGAGCUUUGGGUAGUGAUGGAAAGGGCAAGAUCGCGGGUACAAGUGGCCGAAUGAGUUUCCUCCAUAAAGUGACUGAGCUCUCCCUAGGAGACAGAGUGAGAAGCACUGUCAUCCAGGAGAAACUCUUGAGUAGGACUGCUGCUCCUCCACAUUGAGGGGAGCCAAAUGAGGUCGCUCGAGCAUCUGGCAUCUGGUCAGGAUGCCUCCCGGACUCCUCCCUUGGCAGGCGUUCAGGGCACGUCUGACGGGCAGAAGGGCUCAGGGAAGACCUAGGACACGUUGGACAGACUAUGUCUCUCAACUGGCUUGGGAAUGCCCCAGGAUUCUCCGGGAGGAGCUGGAUGAAGUAGCCUGGAGAAAGACGUAUGGGCUUCUCUGCUUAGGCUGUUGCCCCCACAACCCCGCAUAAGCGGAAGAAGAUGCAUAGCUGGAUGGACGGUACGCUUUAAUCGUGGUUUGGUACGUACCUCUGUUUAAGGUCACGGUUUAGGGUCCAGUAAGAGAGAAUGUAAAACACACACUUUUGUGUAAACAGCUUUGGUGAUUUGAAAAAUUAUACAUAAAAAAACUGCAAAAUGCUAGGAGGUAAUUUUCUAUGAAAUACAAUUCUCACAACUUUAGUAUAAACCACUUUAACAGCAACCGUAUUGGAAAACAAAAUGCUGUACUUUAAAGAUAAGUAAAAUAUAGAAUACCCGUACAAAUGCAUGUACCGUUACACCCCUAGUCACAACGUAAUUGGAGAGUGAUGGUGACAUAUUGCAAAACUCGAAAUAUAAACUAUAAAACAUGAUGCACUCAUACGCAGGUUGUAACGGACCGAGGUCAGAUUGCUUUCACACCACAUUUGAAGCGGUUGAUUUGGUCCAAACCACAGUGGGUUUGCUGUGUUCACACCUAAUGAAUCAAGGAACAAACUACAGAAAAUGGCGUGAAAGCAACAGUGGUCCACUUGUCUUCACUAGCACAGCAAUGGCACCACAAGUUGUUUUUUUUUUGUUUUUUUUUACCGAACCAAAAAUUAUGAACACAACCUUCAAAUACCAUAAAGUCGGAUUGCGACAUCUUAAACCUGUCUGAAUUAUGUCAUGAAAGAUGUCAUACAGACCGGUGACCUUAGUAUUUAAACUCC
Messenger RNA from Dunckerocampus dactyliophorus (ringed pipefish), 3486 nucleotides. It is a transcript of the gene lrrc38b, whose product is annotated as leucine rich repeat containing 38b. Bases 800 to 1681 code for a protein of 293 amino acids. NCBI's taxonomy places the organism in Eukaryota, Metazoa, Chordata, Actinopteri, Syngnathiformes, Syngnathidae. Gene Ontology annotation, molecular function: potassium channel activator activity; voltage-gated potassium channel activity; transmembrane transporter binding. The transcript is spliced from 2 exons. The record is from RefSeq and is a predicted model, not a curated record. Gene Ontology annotation, cellular component: voltage-gated potassium channel complex.